CGCAGUGGAUCAACCGCAACCUUAAGAUGACGAAUUUCGCAGUUCUCGUCAGCCUCUGCGUUGCCGGCGUUCUGGCCAGUAAAGACGGAGAUAACUACGGGAGUUAUGGUGGCGGUGGAUAUGGAGGAAAGAAAGUCGGAGGGUAUGGCGGUGGAUUCGGUGGUUACGGAGGUGGAGGAUACGGAGGUGUAGGCAGUUACGGCGGUGGAUUCGGCGGUUUUGGCGGUGGAUACGGAGGAAAGAAAUACGGAGGUUAUGGCGGUGGAUUCGGUGGUUACGGAGGUGGAGGAUACGGAGGUUUUGGCGGUUCCGGCGGCGGAUUCGGCGGAAUUGGCGGUGGAUACGGAAGCAAGAAAUAUGGCGGAUAUGGCGGUGGAUUCGGUGGUUACGGGGGUGGAGGAUACGGAGGUUUUGGCGGUUCCGGCGGUGGAUUCGGCGGUUUUGGCGGUGGAUACGGAGGCAAGAAAUACGGAGGAUAUGGCGGUGGAUUCGGUGGUUACGGAGGUGGAGGAUACGGAGGUUUUGGCGGUUCCGGCGGUGGAUUCGGCGGUUUUGGCGGUGGAUACGGAGGCAAGAAAUAUUAAAUGGACAGAAAACGACGGACUGACCAGAUAUUCCCCACAGUGCUUGAUCACUGAUUUUAUGAGCCUUGUUUCGUGUUAUUGUUGCAUUAGAAUGAAUGUAAUAUAAUCUCUAUUGCAUUGAA
Dreissena polymorpha is the source of this 706-nucleotide messenger RNA. RefSeq names its product ctenidin-3-like. NCBI's taxonomy places the organism in Eukaryota, Metazoa, Mollusca, Bivalvia, Myida, Dreissenidae. The record is from RefSeq and is a predicted model, not a curated record. The transcript is spliced from 3 exons. Bases 27 to 584 code for a protein of 185 amino acids.